GCACAGCCGAACACCGUCCCAGCGGUAUGACCGUGUCACUCAAAGCGGAGCCGGCGCUAUGAGCAUUUUUGCGGGCUACUGUCAUGUCAUCUGAGACAUUUAAUUGGAGCCGGGCCGCCACGGGGAGACAGCGGGCGGCAUUCCUUCUCAGCCCGAGUCCUGUUGUGUUGCUAUCUGCCGCGUGUCUGCUUGUCCGUGGAUAACAUGUCCAAAACCCACGCAGAGCUGAACUGAAGGAGAACGCGUGACUGGAGAGCGGUCGUUUUGACUUUGAUUGAAAACUUCUAAACAAAAAAAAAAAAACAGCUGGAGACUCGAAAGAAAGUGGAAGUCCGCUUUUUUUUUGGGAGAGAGAGUUUCGUCAUAGCUUCUGAAUUUGCGCAGAGGAACUUCGGCUGAGUAACUUCUGAGACAUCGAAAGUGGCCUGACGGAAAACAACGACUAUCUAUCUUAAGGACUUUUAACUGUUACCUGAUUUUUAACCAUUUCUUCGGAUUUCUUGGGUCGGGUUCGUGUGCUUCAGGUAAACUAACCUGUUGGCCCAGCUAUUCGCUGCAUGCUCUGUUUUGUGCCUGCGGCUCAAGGGAUAAAUGAUCACCUCAACCAGAAGAGUGUCUCCCGAUAAAUCUGAAGUAAGAAUCGCCUUCAGCCUCGACGACACAUCAGAAGUAAAAGAUGUGGAGGAUGUCAAUCAAACUUUCCCCGAUCUUGAGCAGCGAUUACAGCCCGUGCCCCCCUGUGUUGCACUGAGAGAGAGCGUUCAGGUGUACAAGGAGCACUGCAGGAUGGCAAGAGAGUUCCACCAGGUCAAACAUGACAUUGCUGUGCUUGAGGACCGCAAGCGAAAGUUGCUGGCAGAGCUGGUAGAGGAUGAAAAAGUUGCAGUUGAAAUCGCCCGUCUAGAGGAGGAGUUUCGGCGUCUAAUGGAGGAGAACCGCACCCUGGUGACUGUCCACAACGAGCGCGCUCAGCAGCUGGAGACGCUCUGCUUGACCAGUCGCACGACGCAGGACUCCUCGUGACCCCCGACCUCCACGGAACCUGAGACCUACAAAACAUCCAGCUGGACAUUCAGGCCAGGAAACCAACCAGAAAUAAAGACUCAUUCUACAAAACAACAGUCAAUGAAUCAGCUAAAUACACGGAAAGGCGCUGUAUUUAUUCAUGUGUGAGUCAUUUGUUUUAACCACAGACUUGCUGUCAUCAUAAGUGUGAAGCUGUUUGAGUGAUUCUACCAAGCUAGGACACAAGGCCUCCCUUUCUGGGUGCUGUUUUCUGUUAUGUGAUCUCGCAGAUCCUUUCAGGCUCUAAUACCUCAGUGUAUUCAAUGUCAGCCGCUGUGAAUGUGACCACAUAUUCUGACAUUUUUCUCAGGUCCUGUGGAGACUCAGAUCUUUUACCUGAGGUUUGAUGAGGGAGCCAAAGGUGGUAUGUUGUGGUCCAAAUGUCGUAUUAUGAGGAGUGCCAUCCCUACGUAUCCCUCCUCUUGCCCUAGCAGUUCCUGUUAUUAUAAAAGGGGAAAUGAUUGUUUCAGGCAGCAUCGAGGAUCAGGGAAUUGAAGCCAUUUUUGAGGAAGAGUUAAAAGAAGAAGGCUGAUUGUUUGUUUCACAAUAAGUUUCAGCUGCGACACAACACUGUUGGAGUUGUACAUUUUUUUAGAUGUCUCAUCCACCGGCAGAAGAGGAAGAAAAAAACGACAAAACAACCUUGCUUAUCAUCCUCGUCUAUUA
Molecule: messenger RNA, 1731 nt
Organism: Labrus bergylta (ballan wrasse)
Lineage: Eukaryota; Metazoa; Chordata; Actinopteri; Labriformes; Labridae
Gene: map3k7cl
Product: map3k7 C-terminal like
Cellular component (GO): cytosol; nucleus
Source: RefSeq, a predicted model, not a curated record